This is a messenger RNA of Protopterus annectens (West African lungfish), 1541 nucleotides long. It is a transcript of the gene GPR143, whose product is annotated as G protein-coupled receptor 143. Gene Ontology annotation, molecular function: L-DOPA binding; dopamine binding; L-DOPA receptor activity. Lineage: Eukaryota; Metazoa; Chordata; Ceratodontiformes; Protopteridae. Gene Ontology annotation, biological process: melanosome organization; cell surface receptor signaling pathway; regulation of calcium-mediated signaling. The record is from RefSeq and is a predicted model, not a curated record. The coding region runs from base 37 to 1326 and encodes 429 amino acids. The transcript has 9 exons. Gene Ontology annotation, cellular component: melanosome membrane; plasma membrane.
AACCUUAUGCUGUGUGAUGAUGGAAUGAAUGAAUAAAUGAAUAUUUUUUCUGUCUCUGUUUUUCUAGAUAGCUUACUAUUAAGUAGUAUGGCUUCCCCUCGGCUGGAAACUUUCUGUUGCCCAAACAGAGAUAAGGCCACACAGUUUGUGUUGGACUACCAGCCCAUUUUCUUCAAUGCUGUUUGUCUAAGCAGUGCAACAAUCAGUCUGUUUUUCACCAUCCUGCAAAUACUCCCCAAAAAGAGACUGGGCUACAAAAGGCUGGGACAGUACCCACUUCCAAAACCGGCAUCAUCAUCUAGGAUCCUUCUUAUCAUCACUGUCUGUGACAUCCUGGGCUGUGCAGGAAUAAUCACUCGAUCUUCUGUCUGGCUUGGGUAUACAGAUUUUAGUACCCGAAUUUCGGUUGUAAAUGGAACUGAAGUGUGGCCAACUGCCUUCUGUGUUGCCAGUUCGAUGUGGAUUCAGCUUUUCUAUGGUGCCUCUUUUUGGUGGUUAUUCUGUUACGCUAUCGAUGCUUAUUUGGUGGUCAGACGAUCUGCUGGAUUAAGUACCAUCGUGCUAUACCACAUACUGGCAUGGGGCUUGGCAGUUUUGCUGUGUGUGGAAGGGGUCACCAUGCUCUACUACCCUUCAGUUUUUAGCUGUGAGGAUGGACUGGAGCAUGCAAUUCCCCACUACACCACAACCUACGCACCACUGCUGCUGGUACUGUUUGUAAACCCCAUCUUGUAUGGAAGGACCAUAACAGCUGUUGCUUCAUUGCUGAAGGGAAGACAAGGUGUUUAUUCAGAGAAUGAGAGACGCUUGGGAACAGAGAUUAAAGUCCGUUUUUUUAAAAUGAUGCUGGUGUUCAUUCUUUGCUGGCUUCCAAACAUUGUUAAUGAGUGUCUAUUGUUCUACCUUGAAAUGCAGCCAGACAUCAGGGAAAGUUUCCUAAAGGAUGUCAGAAAAGCAGCUUUGGUCACGUGGUUUAUCAUGGGAAUGCUGAACCCAAUGCAGGGAUUGCUCAAUGCAUUAGCUUUCCACGGUUGGACAGGAUGUGAUUUCGACUUGAGUUUUCAAUCAAAAGAACUAACAUGGGAAUCACCAACAUCUACAACAGUAGAGAAUGAUUUUGCCAAUUCUGCUGGUCCUUCACUCCACUAUAAGGGCUACAUCCAAGAUGCAAAGAAUGAACUGAAUGGGAAUGGCUUCCAGUCGCAUGAGUCCUCAAGCUUGCUGUCUGAAGGUUCUGAAGCUAGCACUGUUGAACUCUACAUAUCAGGUGAUCCACGUGACAUAAAAGACCUUGAGGCUGGUGCCAAAUCACUUGAAAACCCAUGAAAGGCAUUAGCUGGUGAGAUGAAACCAACCCACAUCAUCAUCAUAAUGUACUAUCUCUAACUACCACUUUAAGCAGUGUUGUGUGCAUGCUUCUUAAAUUAUAUACUCCCUACUUUUAACAUGUAUUAUCUCUGUACUAGAUAAACUUAAAGGAUUUAUUUUACAUAAACUGUACAUUGUCACCCUAUCAAUAAAAUCACUGCACAAGCCAGACA